Seriola dumerili (greater amberjack) is the source of this 1303-nucleotide messenger RNA. It is a transcript of the gene rab19, whose product is annotated as ras-related protein Rab-19-like. Lineage: Eukaryota; Metazoa; Chordata; Actinopteri; Carangiformes; Carangidae. The transcript has 5 exons. The coding region runs from base 134 to 832 and encodes 232 amino acids. The record is from RefSeq and is a predicted model, not a curated record. Gene Ontology annotation, cellular component: trans-Golgi network. Gene Ontology annotation, molecular function: GTP binding; GTPase activity.
CACAUAGAGAGGGAGAGAGAAUGAUUCAGAUUCAGAGCUCAUUCUGUGUUAGCAUCUCACUCUGAUGUCAAUAAAUGAAGCCUGAGGUAUUGUGUCCCAUUACAGAGCCUGAGUAGAAAAUCCUUAUCCCAAGAUGCAGUGGUGCAGGUGGGCUGGCAGUUGGAGAUCACACCUACCAAGACAGUCUGCAGAUCCAGAGAUUGAGGACUCUUUUGACUUUCUAUUCAAAAUCAUCCUGGUUGGGGACUCGGAUGUGGGGAAGACCUGCGUGGUCCAAAGCUUCAAGUCUGGUAUAUUCAUUGAGAAACAGCAAAACACCAUUGGGGUCGACUUUACUGUUCGUACCCUGGACAUCGAUGGCAAGAGAGUGAAGAUGCAGGUGUGGGACACAGCUGGACAGGAGCGAUUCCGCACCAUAACUCAGAGCUACUACCGCAGCGCCCAUGGAGCCAUGGUAGCCUAUGACAUCACACGCCGCGGCACAUUUGAAUCGGUUCCCCACUGGAUCAGGGAGGUGGAGCAGUAUGGAGCUGCCAGUGUGGUGCUGAUACUCAUUGGGAACAAGUCAGACCUCCAUGCUCAGAGGCAGGUGUUGUUCGAGGAUGCAUGCACUCUGGCAGAAAACAACAAUGUUCUUGCUGCUCUAGAAACCUCAGCCAAGGAGGCCCAGAACGUGGAGGCGGCCUUCAUCCUCAUGGCCCGGGAGCUGCUGGCACGGAAUGGCAUGCCCAUCACAGAUGAGGCCUCUCAAGACUCAUCUCAGUUCAUGUUGAGUAACAGCUCCCACCCAGUCCAUGGUACUGUGUCCUCAGAUAAGAAGUGUGGGUGCUGAGCGCAUUGAAGCAGGGACGUGUCCAUUAAGAAUUGCUUGAAAAAUAGUGGUGGCAGCUUGAAUACUCAAUGUACGUGUGUGUUUGAAAAGUUCCUCUACAAGGGAAGGGAGGCUAUUUGCAUUAGAUUUUUUUUUUUUGAGAAACUACAUAUGUUGCAGUGUGUGUGUGUGUGUGUGUGUGUGUGUGUGAAUAUAGGUUUUGUAUAUGUUUUGAAUUUUAAUAUUUAUAGUUAGUAGAAUCAGUUUAACAGAGGUUUUAAAUGGGUAAUGUGGUAAUGACUCCAGUGUUACAAACCACACCACUGCUGGAAGAGUCUGUACACACUAACAGAAAGUUUUCACUUGACAACUUUUUGUGUCUUUCAUCCUUUUUAAUUGUUCUUUUAUACAGUAUGGCUUUUACAGUACGUUACCAAAGUUCCACACUUUUAACCUGCAAUUGAAGUCACCUGCAAAUCAUACACUGUUAUA